ACCAGGCCUCAAAGAACCCCGGUUGCUAGUAACGUCAAAGCUCUGUUUGUUGAUCCCGCCGACAAACAUCACGGAGCUUCGAGUGCCCCACUAGACCCCCGUCGCUAUGGCUCUCAAAAAGCGCCUGGGCAGCUUGAUGCGCAAGAGGUCCACACAGGAUGUUCCAACCGACAGCGAUGCUGACACACCUGAUGCGAACGCCGCCCGUGGCGUGAGGUUGUUUUGUGAAUCUGGCGCGGCCAACUCGGGCGAAGAAGUCCUCCACCUCCCAACCAUCGUCGAUGCUGCCGAGUCCAGUCCUUCCGCCGCCGCCGCCGCUGCCGCACAGAUUCGCAAGUUUCUCUCCAAGGAGAAUUACACGCGCCCGCAUGUUCAGUACAAUGCGAUCAUGCUCAUACGCAUCUUGGCCGACAAUCCGGGCCCGUCCUUCACCAAGAAUCUCGACAAGAACUUUGCGGAUACAGUGAAGUAUCUGCUGCGAAAUGGAACAGACCCAAGUGUUGCGCAGAUCCUUAGGGAGACACUGGAAGCAUUGGAGCGCGAGAAGGCGUUUGACACCAAUUUGAACACCGUGUUCGCCAUGUGGAGGAAAGAGAAAGGCCUGAUGGCGAACGCGGCCAAGCAGCUCGGCUCUCGCAAGCUUGAUGCGCCGGGCUGGAGUAGUGGUCAGCAAUUCCAGGGCGGCUUCAGCUCAGGACGGAGCCAUUCGCGCUCACGCGGGCUGCCUUCGCCUGUGGAGCUUGCAGGACGUAUCGAAGAAGCCCGUACAUCUGCUAAGCUACUUCUUCAGCUCGUGCAGUCCACACCCCCAAACGAGCUGAUUGGCAACGAUCUGGUCAAGGAGUUUGCAGAGAGGUGCACAUCAGCCCAGCGUAGCAUACAAGGCUACAUUGCCAGCGACAACCCAAGUCCUGACGACGACACGAUGCUCACGCUCAUAGAGACAAAUGAGCAACUCUCUCUCGCCGCAUCGAAGCAUCAGCGUGCUGUUCUCCAGGCUCGUCGCACUAUCGGAACCUCUCCAUCGCCUCCCGCUCAACAAACACCUCCAAUUCUACCUCCGGUCAACAAAGGUCCAUCAAACUCAUACGAACCACCUGCGCCAUCUCAGCAUAACAACGUGCAAUCGCCUAUGGACUCCAUGCCGCGAGACCCGUAUGACCCGUUGCCAAACGUGGCUCCGUAUGGCGCACCACCCGCUCAAGCACCGGCAACCCAGAACCCCAACACUAGCAGUCUCCCUACGUCGCUUCAAGCGGCCCCAAACAGGCAAACUUCCAUGCCUGAACAGCAAGAAGAGAACCCCUUUGCUGACCACUACACAUCGACCUUCGCACUACCUCCAAACCCCCGAUCGAAUGGCCAUGGUGGAUCUCCUGACUCAUAUCACCCAGGCUAUCAGUCAACGCCGUCCUACAUGCAUCGCCAGGAGAGCUCUGCGAAUAAUCUGACAAUGCACGGCGCAGCUAUUCCAGAGGAGGAUGCAGGUCAGCGCCAACAGACACCAGAGCACAAUGUGACUCGGCCAUUGCAACACGACGUAUCUCCAAUCGCAGAGCGCAAUACGGUCACGUACAGAUACUGAGGUGAUGUUUACUUAUGUUGGUUAUUACCAAUCAGGUCACGCCGACGUGCCGACGGACCAGAUCCGGACGUGAUGUGGGGGACCCUGCACCCUGCCCGGCGUCAGAAGGUAGUCGGCGGACGUGUUUCUCGUACAAGACUGCGCCGUUCCAUCUGUUUUAUACUCGCCAGAGCUUGAUGCACAACAGACGUUCGAAUUUGGUGGGCUAGAUACCUCUUUGUUUUAUUGCAUGUUUACAUUCGUAUAGCCUGGUGAAUAGUAAUACUCCGCAUGCAGGUGUUGCAGGGCCAAGCAUGUGACCUCAUCAUAACCCCACGCCUU
Messenger RNA from Boeremia exigua, 1906 nucleotides. RefSeq lists its product as uncharacterized. The record is from RefSeq and is a predicted model, not a curated record. Bases 107 to 1585 code for a protein of 492 amino acids. NCBI's taxonomy places the organism in Eukaryota, Fungi, Ascomycota, Dothideomycetes, Pleosporales, Didymellaceae. Gene Ontology annotation, molecular function: ubiquitin binding; phosphatidylinositol binding. The transcript is spliced from 4 exons.